GGAGGAGGAGAAGGAGGAAAAAGAGGAGGAAAAGGAAAAAGGAGGAGGAGCGCACGGUAUCCUGUGGCAUGGCAGGUGAAGAAGACUUCUUUUUGGAGGAGAAGAGAUUCAGGCAGUUCUGUGAAGAGUUUGUUAAGCAUUCACAACAGAUAGGAGAUGGCUGGGAGUGGAGAACUAGCAAGGACCUUGGUGAUGGUUAUCUUAGUAAGACACAUUUCCAAGUAAGAAACAGACACAUCCCACCAGACCUCAAGGAGAAAAACAAUGAUAACGCUGAACAAAUAUUAUUUGCACAUGUAGAAGAGCCCUCGGAUGAGUGCCAGGCCGCCGGCGUGUGCGGCGCACAAGAAGUGGUUCGCUACGAGUACCACGUCCUCUACUCCAGCAGCUACCAGGUGCCUGUGCUGUAUUUCAGAGCCUGCUUCUUGGAUGGAAGGCCUUUAACUCUGGAUGAAAUAUGGGGGAGUGUUCAUGCAUCCUACCAGGCUCGUCUGCAGGAGGGGCCCUGGGACACUAUCACACAGCAGGAGCACCCCAUCCUCGGGCAGCCUUUCUUUGUGCUGCACCCCUGUCGAACCAAUGAAUUCAUCUCUGCUGUGCUGAGAGGCUCACAGGAGCAGCACAGACACACAAAUUACAUCACACUGUGGCUCAGUACUGUAGGCCCAGUUGUGGGCCUGAAUCUGCCUUUGAGUUAUGCAAAAGUGGCACCUGAGCAGAGCACAGCUGUGGCUGAAAGGGCCCUGAGCUGAAGGACUGGGAGUGGUUAGGCUGUGAUAAAGCUGCUGCAGACUGCCCUGGGGGUGAAACGGAAGGGUCCUCCCUGGCUGCUCAGCCAUGCCAGAGUGGAAAUGGUUGCUCAUGGCUGUUUUUGUGGCCAGAGCUCACCACUGAGGAUGUGGGAAUUGGCUGCAGCUGUGGGAGCACCUCCCCAGCACCACCCAGACCUGAGCUCCCUUGAAGUCACUCAUCUCCUGCUGAGGCUGCAGACAGAUGCACGAGCCAGAGCCAGAGCCGCUGGAUCCACUGAACUUACCUCUAGAAAAUCUGCACCAUCUGUGGGGCAGAAAAAGCAACAUAGAAAAAUGCUUGUGGGGCGUGGUGUGAGUGUGUGGAGCCAGGGUAUGGGCUGGGACUGGGAGGCACCUUCUCCAGCCCGUGUUCCCCAGCACACAGAACACCCUCAUCCCGGGAAUAUCCCCGCACAUCACAGCUCAGGGAGCAAAGGGGGUCAGGGCUGUCACACACAGAGCCCUUGGAGCCUGCACGGAGUGAGCAGGCCCAGCUCUGCAGCUCAGGAGCCUGGAGCAGCCCUGUGGGAACAGCUGGCUCUGCCCUGCUCUGCU
Molecule: messenger RNA, 1346 nt
Organism: Melozone crissalis (California towhee)
Lineage: Eukaryota; Metazoa; Chordata; Aves; Passeriformes; Passerellidae
Gene: ATG10
Product: autophagy related 10
Exons: 8
Coding region: 69-752 (227 amino acids)
Biological process (GO): protein modification by small protein conjugation; macroautophagy; protein lipidation
Cellular component (GO): intracellular anatomical structure
Molecular function (GO): Atg12 transferase activity
Source: RefSeq, a predicted model, not a curated record